UAUUGGUGUUUACACCCUGCAAAGGCCAAGAACCUUUGGAUAUUGGUGUUUACACCCUGCAAAGGCCAAGGGCCUUUGGAUAUUGGUGUUUACACCCUGCAAAGGCCAAGGGCCUUUGGAUAUUGGUGUUUACACCCUGCAAAGGCCAAGAACCUUUGGAUAUUGGUGUUUACACCCUGCAAAGGCCAAGGGCCUUUGGAUAUUGGGGUUUACACCCUGCAAAGGCCAAGGGCCUUUGGAUAUUGGUGUUUACACCCUGCAAAGGCCAAGGGCCUUUGGAUAUUGGUGUUUACACCCUGCAAAGGCCAAGGGCCUUUGGAUAUUGGGGUUUACACCCUGCAAAGGCCAAGGGCCUUUGGAUAUUGGUGUUUACACCCUGCAAAGGCCAAGGGCAUUUGGGAACUGAGGUUUAGACCCUGCAAAGGCCAAGGGCCUUUAGACUCUGGGGUUUAGACCCUGCAAAGGCCAAGGGCCUUUAGACUCUGGGGUUUAGACCCUGCAAAGGCCAAGGGCUUUGGUCACUGGGGUUUAGACCCUGCUAAGGCCAAGGGCCUUUGGUCAUUGCUGUUUACUCUCUGCUUGUGCCGAGGGACGGAUGGAGACCUGGCGGCAUGAACGGGAAUUGAACCAGCAGCACAUGAGAGAUCUGGAAAAGAAGAAUGAAAUGCAUGCACCUGAGAUGCGAAAUCAUAAGGAAAAUACUCAAGAAUUGGAAGUGGAAAGGGAAGGCGUGCAGGAAGAGUUGGAGCAUGGGGCUGCUUCUUUGAAGAAAUGGAGAGAGAACACUCAAGUACUGAGAGCUGCACUGAUCAAGAGUGAAAUUGCCAAAGGGUCUCUGCAGAAACACUUGUACAUCCUGAAGGGCAAGUCUGGUAUCCAGGCAGGCACUGGCAUUGACCUUCAGUCCAUUCCAGUGUCCCUGAAUCAUUCCAGUGCUGUUUCCCAUGAAGAGGUUUCCCAGGAGCAAGAUUCAUCGAGCUACUUUCUGGAGCAGCUGAGCCAGGAACCCUCUGGCCAAGGGCACGCACUGGCCCAGGUGUGCCGAGAGGAGGAGCUGCUGGGCCAGAAGGCUGACCUUGAGGGCCGACUGGCAGCCACUGAGUGGCUCCGACAAGACCUUUCCAGGCAGCUGGCAGAGACCAGGUCAGUAAAGGAGAGCCUGGAAUCCAGGCUGUUUGCUGCUCAGCAACAGAUAUCUCAGCUGCAGAUCUCCAGGAACCAUCUGGAGGUAGAGCUGCAAGCUGAGCUGCAGGAAGCUCGCAGUGAAGUCCAGGCAGCGCAGAGGAGGCACAAGGAGGAGCUACAAGGCCUCAAAGAGGAAAUGAAUCUGCUCCUUGAGCAGAGGGAGGCUCUACAAAAGCAGGUGGGAGAGUUGACAUCUCAGCUGGCAGCCUGCCGAGAGUCCCAGGAAAUUACUGUCCAGAGAGCCCAGCAAUAUGUGAGGGAGGCCCAGGAAGAGUCCAGGCAGAAGCUGCUGGAGGUUGAGCAUGUCCAGAAGAUGCUGAAGGAGGCAGAACAUCAGAAAAAGCAGCUGCAAGUACAUCUGGAGUACUUGGAGAGGGAAUGGAGUCAAUGGGAAGAAGUGGCACAGCAAAAUUCAGAAUUGCAGGCUACCGUGAAUGCCCUAGAGAAGGAAAAAGCCAGGCUGAUUGUGUCUCUGGAGGAGAAGAACCAGUGCCUCAGAAUGCUGGAAGAGAAGAACCUGGCACUGAACAAUCAGGUGUCUCAGUGUCAAUCUGCUCUUCAGCAGGCCGAACAGCUCUCUUCAAACCGUGCUGGACAACUGUGGGAGCUCAACACCCAGAUCUGGGCCCUGCAGGACACAGUGCUGCAGAUGGAGGCUUCCCAGGCAACUCGAGAGAAGCAGCUGCUGCAGGAACUGCAGGAGUCUCGAGCAGGAGAAUGUGCUUUGAGGGAUGCUGUGGACAUGCUGGCAGCUGAGGUGUCUGAGCUGCGUGUGAGGCUCCAGAGCUCUGACUGUCGACGUUGAGGCAGGACGGGAACAAAAGGACUCCAAUUCAGAAGACAAGAAGAGAACUAAACUCAACUGAUUUAUUUCAUACUCUUUUCUCUUCAUACUGUUCUCUUUUUAUAGAGAACAUCGUGCAGACCAAUUUCAUUGUCUUAAAGUAAAAACAUCUGACACCAUUGGUGCUCUGUGAAACUCUUUCCCAGGCCCAGCCUGGUAGAAACCUCUCAUUUUCUCUCUGACUGAACUGAGACUAUCAAUAGAUGACAAAGCUCUUGCCUUGGCCAUACAGUGUAAGGCCGUGUAUGGAUAUUCUCAGUUCAGUCAGAGAGAAAAAGAGAGAGAUUCUACCAGGCUAAGCCUGGGAGAGAACUGGAAAGGAAUGUAAAUAAUUCACUAUUUCUCUUGUUGUUCACAUUGUUUAUAGAUAUGUUCUGCUACCGUGUGUCAUUCUCUGCGCACCAAUAGUGUGAGAUGUUUUUACUUUAAGACCAAUAAAAUUAGUCUGCACGAUGCCCUCUAUAAAAGAGCAAUGUAUUUGAAAUAAAUGAGUAGGAAUUCUCUUCUCGC
Messenger RNA from Vidua macroura (Pin-tailed whydah), 2539 nucleotides. Its product is annotated as centrosome-associated protein CEP250-like. The transcript is spliced from 7 exons. NCBI's taxonomy places the organism in Eukaryota, Metazoa, Chordata, Aves, Passeriformes, Viduidae. The record is from RefSeq and is a predicted model, not a curated record. Bases 596 to 1990 code for a protein of 464 amino acids.